CACACGCCCCAUCAUCCUCCACCGACGCCGCCGCCGCGUCUUAUUGCUGCACAGGCCCACCUGGUGCCCCCCUCCCUCCCAGGACGGAACACGCCCCAUCCCGCCUUGAGUGAGGGACUCGCUAACCCCCCUCCCCCGCCUUACCUUUCAAGCACAUUUCCCAUUCAUUUCCUGCCAGCAAUUGUGGGUGCCGGAAUCAAACCGCUCGAAGGAGACACACAGUUCCAGUCCAUUGCCGCUGCUACCGCCGCUGCUGCUGCUGCUGCUGGUGGUGGGUGGGUGGGUGGAUGUGAACGUAAGCAAGAGAAGGAAGCACAGCCUGUUCUUGCGAUAACCUCUGCUCUUUUUUUCCCACACCCUUCCAUCCCCUUUCCUGGCGUAUUCGUUGGCUCGGACCUUCACAGGCUUCAGCGACUUCUCGCGGCGCUGAUUCUACUGCCGCUACUGGUGUCCUACGUCAGCUGUGGUCCAAUAGGACCACGAGGUCCACCAGGAGAGCCAGGCCCACCUGGUUCGCCGGGUCCGAUGGGCUACAUCGGGCACAAAGGCGAGCGUGGUCCCCCGGGAGCUGAGGGUCCAGAAGGCAUCAAGGGAGAGCCCGGCCCCCAAGGACCAUCGGGUCUAGCUGGAACGAUCGGUUUGACGGGAAAUCCCGGAAAGAGAGGACAGAAGGGUGCAAGUGGAGAAUGGGGACUUGCAGGGAUGAGGGGCAUUCCUGGGGUCAUGGGACCCCCUGGAGCCAACGGCACGGAUGGAGCCCCUGGAGAGCCUGGCGAACGUGGACCUAAGGGACUCGCUUGCUCUACAGAUGGAGGUCCACCGGGCGCAGAUGGUGAACAGGGCGAUUAUGGUGAGCAAGGUGAACAGGGUGAAAAAGGAGACGAGGGAGUAGAGGGACUUCCCGGAAUGCGCGGUCCUGAGGGUGAAAAGGUACCGUUUACCUAUUUUUUUGUUUUCUUGAAGGGCGAAAAGGGCCAAACGGGUGAGGCAGGCCCGCCUGGUCCAGACGGUAUCUACACUUACCUCAACCUACUCAAGGGAGAAAAGGGUCUCAGGGGUCUUCCCGGUCUGGACGGGAUUCCUUGCAGGGAAGAGAAGGAAGAAUUGAUCAUAGGCAUUGGUGAACGAGGGAUCCAGGGAGAACCGGGAGAACAAGGUGAGCCCGGAAGCCCAGGUAUCCAUGGUGAGCUCGGACUUACCGGCUUCCCUGGAGAUCCUGGAAAAACUGGUGAAAAGGGACAGCAAGGAGACGUUGGAUUAGAGGGUGAACUUGGAGACAUGGGCGAACCAGGUCGUCAAGGCAAUGUAGGUGACCAAGGACUGGAUGGUCCACAAGGAAUCCCUGGUCCCAAGGGUGGUCCUGGCGAACGAGGUAUUUCCGGUAGAGACGGGGCACGGGGUGAAACCGGCCCUCCAGGUGAACCUGUGGUGUGGGAUUGCAAAAUUACCUCAACUCCGAAGGGGGAGAAGGGCGAGCCUGGUUUCGAGGGACCGAAAGGGAUUCGGGGUUAUACCGGUGACCGCGGUCCGGCCGGUCUGAAAGGCCGACCUGGUGAUCAAGGCGAGAGGGGACCCCAGGGCGAAAUGGGGGAACGGUGCGUUCCUGGCCCGCAGGGGAAGCCUGGUGAACGCGGUGAACCAGGAAAGGACGGAGUGGACGGUUUGCCUGGAUCAGAGGGGGAUCCUGGAGCCGACGGUCUGCCUGGAAUCCCUGGACUUGACGUGGAGGGUCCCAAAGGCGCUCCUGGAGAAACUGGACCCGAUGGCAACCAGGGUCCUCCGGGUGAUCCAGGAGAGGAAGGAGAUGUUGGUGAAAAGGGACCCUCCGGUUCAAUAGGGCCCGACGGUCCGCGUGGUGAAGAAGGCGAUCGCGGUGAUCAGGGCAAACCGGGAAUAGAUGGACCAGAGGGUGAAGUGGGUGACAAGGGUGAAUCGUUUGACCCCAAGAAUUGUCCGCUGUGUGGAGAUGGCCCUCCGGGUCUGGAAGGUGAAUUUGGAGAACCAGGAGAAGAUGGGCUACCCGGUGAUGAUGGGGAACCUGGAGAGCAGGGGCCCCAGGGGGUCCGCGGGCCCAUUGGCCCUGAAGGACUUCAAGGUCCAGAUGGCGAACGGGGCAAACAAGGUGAAAAAGGGUACCCGGGAGAAGCCGGUGAACCUGGAGACCCCCACUACGUGGACCGUCCACCUGAGCGCUACGAGCCCGGCGAUGUCGGUGACGAGGGACCGGAAGGACGUGAAGGCGAAAUUGGAGACCGCGGCGCUGAAGGUGAAGAGGGCGAUGAAGGUCCACAGGGCGAAACCGGCCCCCAGGGCGAGAAAGGACAACAGGGCUUAGCAGGAGACGCUGGACCAACUGGAGCCAAGGGAGAGCCUGGCGAGCCUGGUGAAGACCUUGAUUACCUAGUUGGUGAACCUGGAGAUCGUGGAGAUGACGGUCCAAGAGGACCUCAGGGCGUCAAGGGCGCUGACGGUAGUGAGGGCACCUGCGUUCAGUCCUUCGACACCAAACUUGCACAAAAUGCCCUCGACUUGCUCGGUCCAAAGGGUGAGAAGGGUGACCAAGGCGAGGCUGGACCAGAGGGUCCACGCGGACCUCCAGGGGAAAAGGGAGGUUUCGGUCGCAACGGCGAGCUCGGAGAGCGUGGCGACCGGGGUCCACCGGGUCCAGUUGGACCUGUUGGUGACAGGGGCCCGAGAGGUCCCCAGGGAGCUCCUGGCGCCACAGGCAAGGAAGGACGUCGUGGCGAGGAACCCGAGGGACCACCUGGUGAACCCGGAGAGACUGGUCCGCAAGGUCCAAAAGGCGAAGCUGGUGAAAGAGGUGAUUUAGGUUCACGAGGUCCUCCUGGAGAUCCUGGCAAGCCAGGCGAAGACGGUGAACCCGGUGUGGACGGUGAAGAAGGCGCAAGGGGUGCUGCUGGAGAACAAGGCGAACCUGGACCUCCUGGUCCAGACGGACUGCCGGGAGAACAGGGUCCUCCUGGAGACAAGGGAGAACGCGGUGAACCCAGCACACCGGGAGCUCCGGGUGAGGUCGGUGAAGAGGGUCCAAGAGGUGAACAGGGUCCACCGGGAUACAAAGGGCCCACCGGUGAUCAGGGUUUAUGCGAUAUCGCCGGUAUGCCGGAGUACGAAGGACCCAUGCCAGAAUCCGGCGAUGAAGGCGAGGUUGGGGACCAAGGGCCUCAAGGUGAGCAGGGACCAGAAGGCGAACCUGGCGUGGACAGCACUGAGGAAGGUGAUCAGGGACCCCAAGGACCUCAAGGUGAGAAAGGAGAGCCUGGAGAAGUUGGCGAGCAAGGCCCGGAAGGUCCCGAGGGUCCGGAAGGCGAUCAGGGCCCGCAAGGUGAAAGAGGACCUCGAGGUCCUCAAGGAGAUGAGGGGGAAGAAGGCGAGCCUGGAACCGAGAAAGGCGAUCCUGGAGAACCGGGUCCGUACGGACCGAAGGGUCCGCGAGGUCCGCCAGGCAGUGCCGUUGGAAGCGUCAAAGGCGCGCCCGGUGAAGAGGGUCCAGUGGGUCCCAAGGGCGAGUACGGAGACCAGGGACCCGCAGGAGAGCCUGGAAGGGACGGAGAACCGGGUCAGGAUGGAGUUGGUGAAGAGGGCCCACCUGGUGAACAGGGAGAGCGUGGUGAGGAAGGCGACCCUGGUCCAGAUGGAGAAGAUCCCGUCGACGGUGAAGACGGCGAUGUUGGGGAGGAUGGACUACCUGGAGAACAGGGAGAUCAGGGCCAGCCUGGGGAGCUGGGCGAGGAUGGUCCGCGGGGUGAGGAGGGCCCAAAGGGACCAAUUGGAGAAGUCGGUGAAGACGGGCCAACGGGAGAGCCGGGUGACGAAGGCGACGAAGGAGAGCCUGGAAGUGUCCCCCGACUCUUCAGGGGUGAAACUGGACUCCUGGGUGCCAUGGGCGAAAAGGGUAUCCCGGGGCCCGACGGAGAACCGGGCGACCAGGGCGAACAAGGGAGACAGGGCGGUCAAGGGGAUACGGGGGAAGUUGGGCCUCGUGGAGAACCCGGUGAGCCCGGUGAGGAUGGUGACGUAGGAGAUGAAGGAGAAGUCGGAAAUAGAGGUGAACCAGGUCAAGUAGGCCCCGAAGGCGACGUGGGGGCACGCGGAGUGGUCGGUAUCAUGGGACCGAAGGGUAGACAGGGCCCACGAGGUCCGAAGGGCCGUUCUGUCAUAAGCUGCCCCGCCUCCCUAGACGGCGAGAGAGGCACCACCGGGCCCCCUGGACCCCAGGGACCUAGGGGUCAGCCUGGCGAACCGGGUUAG
Mesocestoides corti is the source of this 4272-nucleotide messenger RNA. NCBI's taxonomy places the organism in Eukaryota, Metazoa, Platyhelminthes, Cestoda, Cyclophyllidea, Mesocestoididae. The record is from the annotation of a GenBank genome assembly.